Messenger RNA from Dama dama (fallow deer), 2240 nucleotides. It is a transcript of the gene PSMD10, whose product is annotated as proteasome 26S subunit, non-ATPase 10. The record is from RefSeq and is a predicted model, not a curated record. NCBI's taxonomy places the organism in Eukaryota, Metazoa, Chordata, Mammalia, Artiodactyla, Cervidae. The transcript is spliced from 5 exons. The coding region runs from base 73 to 753 and encodes 226 amino acids. Gene Ontology annotation, molecular function: protein binding.
GUGAUUGGCACUCGGAGCCUGCGAAGUGAGGAGGUGGUGGAUCUGGCUGCCCCGUGAUCCUGGGAAAGCGAAAUGGAGGGGUGUGUGUCUAACCUAAUGGUCUGCAACCUGGCCUACACCGGGAAGCUGGAGGAAUUAAAAGAGAGGAUCCUGGCGGAUAAGUCCCUGGCCACUAGGACUGACCAGGACAGCAGAACAGCAUUGCAUUGGGCAUGCUCAGCUGGACAUACAGAAAUUGUUGAAUUCUUGCUGCAACUUGGAGUGCCAGUGAAUGAUAAAGAUGAUGCAGGUUGGUCUCCUCUUCAUAUUGCUGCUUCUGCUGGCAGAGAUGAGAUUGUCAAAGCCCUUCUGGGAAAAGGUGCUCAAGUGAAUGCUGUCAAUCAAAAUGGCUGUACUCCCCUACAUUAUGCGGCUUCCAAAAACAGGCAUGAGAUUGCUGUGAUGUUACUGGAAGGUGGAGCUAAUCCAGACGCUAAGGACCAUUAUGAGGCCACAGCAAUGCACCGGGCAGCAGCCAAGGGUAACUUGAAGAUGAUUCAUAUUCUUCUGUACUACAAAGCUUCCACAAACAUCCAAGACACUGAGGGUAACACUCCUCUACACUUAGCCUGUGAUGAAGAGAGAGUGGAAGAAGCAAAACUGCUGGUGUCCCAAGGAGCAAGCAUUUACAUUGAGAAUAAAGAAGAAAAAACACCCCUGCAAGUGGCCAAAGGUGGGCUGGGUUUAAUACUCAAGAGAAUGGUGGAAAGCUAAGCAGCUUGGAUUUAGUCUUACUUUGUUAGUUAUGUGGCUGUUCCCUAAUGUACUGGUAACUAUUGUACUUGUGCACAAGACAUCAUCUAUGAAUGACGAAGUUUUUUCAUCUCCCGUCUUAUAAACAUGUUUACUAUUGUUCCUGCCGAGUUAUUUGUUCUUAGCUUACAACUUGCUUUCCAGGCAUUGAAUAACUGUUGACAUUGUUCUACUCUUUUAUAUUAUUCUGUAUUGAAUUUUGGUUAAUUCUGUGCAAGUGAUUCUGUGGCUGUUGUGAGUCUUAAGCACCCUAUCAUGCACCCUCUAUCCCCCUUUGAGGCAGAACAACCCCAGUAGCACCAGGCCAAUUGUUUUGCCAUAUGUUUCUAGGUAGAUGCCAGAAUGUUCCUCCAUACAGUUGAAACACAUUGUAACUCAUUUUUCAAGAUCACUCAGAAGCCUAUGCCACAUAUUUCUGUUUUUUCCGACAGUACGGUUUAAUUUGUUUUUGUUAUCGGAGGAAUACUUACAUCUUGUGAGGACCAAGUUUUCGGUUCGGGGAUCCUGUCCAAGUUUGGCAUUCAUAAACACUAAAAUAAUAAAAUAUAAUCACUUGGGUACCAGUGUCUUUUUUAAUGAGCUGUUUCCCUCCAAAGUAAAAUGUAUUGUUUUUAAAAAGAAAAUUUUAAAGUACCUAUAUUAAAUCACACCAUAUUGAAAAGAAUGUCAAUUUUGUUACCAUGAUGUAUAACAGAAACGAAUUUUGAUUUGUAUUUCAGUAGCUAAAAAAAUAAAAUGCUGAAUCUCCUGAUUCUUCUUUCAAAUCAGUUAGAUACUCACUUAAGCCUUUAAAGGCUUUAUAAAGAUACUUUUUUAAUUUUUGGUAGCUCUAAAGUCAGUAAAAUUAGUGAAGCUUGAACUGCAGCUAAAAUAUGUAAAAAUCUUCUGAAUUGCUAAUUAAAUUGGAGCGAAAGAAAAUUAAUAAGUAUAAACUUGAUGUCAAUUUAGGGAAACAUUUUAAAUGAUUACUAGCCAUAAAAUCUAAUGAACUCCAAGUGACUCUUCUAAUUAUUUUUUAUUUGAAUUUUAUGCUGCAAAUAUUGCUUGAAAUAAGUAAUCCAAGUGAGUCCACAACCUUCAAUUAAUUUGGGGUCAGAAACUUAAUGACUGGUAUCUAAAAUGAGUUUUGUAAACACAAAUGUGUUGUUGAUAUGCAAACCCUUUUACAUAAGUAUUUUGAGUGCUAAGCUUUACAAUUAUUAAUCAGGGAAGCAUAUUCUUAUAGAACUAGACUUUGUUUAUUGAAUGCAAGAGAUAGAAUUGAUGAUGGGAAAUAAUUUCUUUCUAAUGUUUUUAGCGUGAUAACAGAGUAAAGUUGUAUCUAAUAGAGCCUGUUAGGCCUGAAGGUAUUCAUAAGUGCUGAGUCUUUUUGUCUGAGGUAGUAAGUUUUAUGAAUGUAAAAGAAAACUCAUCUUAAUUCUUUAAUAAACAGUACAGAUGGAACCAAA